Messenger RNA from Emys orbicularis (European pond turtle), 1210 nucleotides. RefSeq names its product C-X3-C motif chemokine receptor 1 (gene CX3CR1). The transcript has 3 exons. The record is from RefSeq and is a predicted model, not a curated record. The coding region runs from base 152 to 1210 and encodes 352 amino acids. Gene Ontology annotation, cellular component: external side of plasma membrane; membrane. Gene Ontology annotation, biological process: G protein-coupled receptor signaling pathway; positive regulation of cytosolic calcium ion concentration; immune response. Gene Ontology annotation, molecular function: C-C chemokine binding; C-C chemokine receptor activity. Lineage: Eukaryota; Metazoa; Chordata; Testudines; Emydidae.
CUUUUUAAGGAACAAUCAGGAUCAGCUAGAAGAACAUAUUCACUUUCCAUGGCAGCAUACCCUCAGAACAUAGAAAAGAAAUCUGAAUGAUUAGAGAGGAGGGAAGACCCUGCAGAAAGAACUACUGACAAAGAGCAGGCAAUCACUCAUCAUGACCCAGGAAUUCCCUGAGGUGACAACUGAAUUUACCUAUGAUGAAGCAGCUGCAGUUUGUGAUCAAGUAAACAUCCAGGCAUUUGGGAAAGUAUUUCUGCCAGCCUUAUAUGCCCCUGUGUUUGUUCUUGGCCUGGUGGGGAACCUCCUGGUGGUUUUUGCCAUCGCGAAGGGCAGCCGACAGAAAAGCAUCACAGACAUUUUUCUCUUGAACUUGGCUAUCUCGGACCUGCUCUUCGUGAUCUCUCUUCCUUUCUGGGCUUUCUAUGUGAUGCAUGGAUGGACGCUUGGGAACAUUCCAUGCAAAAUCAUCUCCUCACUUUAUUAUGUGGGUUUCUUUGGGGGCAUGUUUUUCAUCACCGUCAUAAGCAUCGAUAGAUACCUGGCCAUAGUUCGGGCAGCAUUUUCUCUGAAAGCCAGAACAGUCAGCCAUGGCUAUCUUACCACUCUUGGGGUGUGGGCGGUAGCCAUUUUAGUCUCAGUGCCACAAUUUGUGUUCACCCAGGAGACAGAGGAACAAUGCAUCCCUAGGUACCCUGAUGAUCUUAAGGAAAUCUGGCCUAUUUUCUGCAAUGUGGCAAUGAAUGUCUUAGGGUUCCUUAUCCCAGCCUGUGUCAUGAGCUAUUGCUAUUUUGGGAUCAUCAGGACAUUGCUCUCCUGCAAAAAUGCCAAAAAAAAAAGAGCCAUCAAACUAAUUUUAGUGGUGGUGGUUGUGUUUUUCCUCUUUUGGACCCCAUACAAUGUACUGAUUUUUCUGGAAACUUUAAGACACUAUAAAUUGAUUAACCAAUGCCACGAAUUUAUCGACUAUGCAAUGCAUGCGACUGAAACACUAGCAUUCAGUCACUGUUGUCUCAAUCCAGUGAUCUAUGCUUUUGCUGGGGAAAAAUUCAGAAAGUACCUUUGUCACUUGUUUCUAAAGUGCUGCUUGUUCCUGUGCCCCUGUGGGCCCUGCCAUCGAUACCCGGCUAGCUCUCUAACUACCGCUCCAGAAAGCAUGCUAAACAGCAACCAGACCCAGAAUACCAGUGACCAGGAUGCCUCUGUCCUUCUGUGA